This is a messenger RNA of Xenopus tropicalis (tropical clawed frog), 3222 nucleotides long. It is a transcript of the gene rorb.2, whose product is annotated as RAR-related orphan receptor B, gene 2. The record is from RefSeq and is a predicted model, not a curated record. NCBI's taxonomy places the organism in Eukaryota, Metazoa, Chordata, Amphibia, Anura, Pipidae. Gene Ontology annotation, cellular component: nucleus. Gene Ontology annotation, biological process: intracellular receptor signaling pathway; DNA-templated transcription; regulation of gene expression. The transcript is spliced from 10 exons. Bases 911 to 2263 code for a protein of 450 amino acids. Gene Ontology annotation, molecular function: zinc ion binding; DNA-binding transcription factor activity; DNA binding.
AACUGGGAGCAGGGGAGAUUGUUUUGAAGUAGAGCAGCCACCAGCCCUCUAAGGAUUUGUGCAGGGUCCAUGCCAGUAGAGAAAAAGGGGUACUAAAGUGCAGGAAAUCGUGUUUUUUAAUCAAAACUGUACAGAUUUUGUAGUCACUAUACUAUAGAUAUGUUUCUUUUUUUAACAAUGAACCUGUUAAUGGGAUUUUAUAUUUUAACUUGACAUCCCGUACAAGGCAGCGUGCUAGUACACUGGACUAACAGCUGACUGUGGGCUGAGCACCAGGGACGUCAUUGGAGGAGGUUUACCUAAUCCUAUGUUCAAAGAAGAAAAGGCGUGUCGCUUUAAAAAAAAAAAAAAAAAAAAAGGGGGGGGGGCGUUUCCACAGUGAUGAGGUACUGCGAAUUAGCAACUGCUAAACUGAAGUAGUUUGACAGCUGACAGCGCUGGAGUGGAGACAGGACAGGGAUGUUACUUUUAAGUAUGCUGUAUUGAAGUGUGUGCUAGAAAGCAAAACGGAAUAAAGAAGCCAACAGGAGUCCUGCUGUGCUAAUCCUAUUAAGAUUAACGAGAGGUUCUGUAUACUGUGUUCCGCCGAGACUGUCACCCUCUGAAGGUGUAUCACCUGCAGUCUAACUGGGGAAUGAGCCAGCCUAACAGGCUGCGUAUGUGCCGCACAGAACUGUAAGCGCCCACUGGUACCUUAUCAUUCUGAACGCUGGGAAGCUAUAAGAGCACGUUAGUUUCCCAGGAAAAGAGAACUGUAUUAAAGGACUCGUUAUGGCUGCUUUCUGCUGUUCCUCUGCAAUAGGAAAGGAGUAAGUUGCAGAGCAAAACAUCCAUCCUGCCCUGGUGCUCACGGGCUUACGUACAACGAAAAGCUAAAUAUCUUUCAUGUUAACCCCAUCCUAAUAUCACCAUGAGAGCACAGAUAGAAGUUAUUCCAUGUAAAAUAUGUGGAGACAAAUCGUCUGGAAUUCAUUAUGGUGUGAUUACCUGUGAGGGAUGUAAGGGUUUUUUCAGAAGAAGUCAACAGAACAAUGCCAACUAUUCAUGUUCUCGCCAGCGCAACUGUAUGAUUGACCGAACCAACCGCAAUCGUUGCCAACAUUGCCGACUCCAGAAGUGUCUGGAACUAGGCAUGUCCAGAGAUGCGGUGAAAUUUGGUCGCAUGUCCAAAAAACAGAGAGACAGCCUGUAUGCUGAGGUUCAGAAGCACCAGCAAAAUCAAGAGCAAGUCCUGGCCAGGGACACUAAAGAUACAGUCUCUCGGAGUUACUCCACCGGCACAAGCAGUUGCCUGUCAGACUUAGAGGAAUUAAGUGGCCUGUCAGAUGGUCUGCUCUUUGAUUUCCCCCUUACUCCCGAUGGAUGCAGCUCAUAUUACAGCUUGGAGCUUCCACUGUCUACAGAACCUUCUCCUGACCCUAGUCAUGGGACCACACUGGAUGAGUUGCCUGUGCAUUAUUCUUUAGGACUGAUAGAAGACCAAAGGUUGCUGGACCUAAACGGUACAGAGAUAGAGUAUGUGUCUCAGAACAUCAUUCGGUCCCAUUUAGGCACCUGCCAGUUUACCAGUGAUGAACUUAGUAAAAUGGUCUGGAAUGCUCAUUCACAGGAGGAGGUAUGCAGCCUGCAAAGCAAGCCAUGUGAAAUGAUGUGGCAGCUCUGUGCAAUCCAUGUUUCAAAUGCUAUCCAGUAUGUAGUGGAGUUUGCAAAACGCUUAGAUGGUUUCAUGGAGCUUUGUCAGAAUGACCAGAUUGUGCUUCUAAAAGCAGGUUGUCUGGAAGUCCUGCUCAUUAGAAUGACACGAGCAUUUAACCCUUCAAACAACACUGUGCUCUUUGAAGGAAAGUUUGGAGGAAUUCAGAUGUUUCGAUCUCUAGGAUGUGAUGAUCUUCUGUUUGCCAUCUUUGAUCUUGGUCAAGCCCUAUGCCGCCUCAGCUUGUCAGAUGAGGAGAUUGCUUUAUUUACAGCUGCAGUUCUGAUGUCACCAGAUCGUCCCAGGCUCACAGAAUCCAAGAAAGUUCAAAAACUUCAGGACAGGAUAUUCCUGGCCUUGCAGAAGGAAAUACAGAAGAGGCAUUGUAGUGAAGAUCUUUUGACUAAGAUGAUUUCCAAACUCCCACUUAUGAAGACAAUUUGCAACCUGCACGCAGACAAGCUGGAGUUUUUUCGCAUUCUGCAUCCUGACACUGCCCAUAUAUUCCCACCAUUGUAUAAGGAGGUAUUCUGCUCCGAACCACAGUUUACUGACCUCAGAGAAUGUUAAAUGAUUAAGAAGCAAAUCUCAACUUUAUUCUUCUAUGAAAUGUAAUACUCACUUUUGGACAUCAUGAGGGUAUCUGAGGAUUGCCUUCUUAGAGGCCUACUUUAUUCCAAAUCCAUGGCAGAUUAGCAGUCUAUAAGACAAGACAAAAAUGAUCUAUUUUGGAAAGACUGGAACAAAGUGUGUGGCGUGACUAUUUUCUAAACCAUUGGAAUGAUACAUUUAAUUUACCUGAACAAAUAUAUUUUUUUUACACCCCAGUGCAUAUAAAAUUGUAGAUAAGGGUGACAGAAUAUACUAGAUACUUUUUUUCUGUUGACCAUGCCACUGGCUGAAUCCUUCUAUAAAUGACUUGAAAUUUCUGUUUUAAUAAUUUCUGCAAAUAUUAGUCAUUAAUUACAUAAAGGUGGUUAUUUAUCAACUUUCAUAUUUUUUUCCAUAAGUUUUUUUGUGUUUGAAAAUAUUGAAAUUGAAUAAUUUUUUAUAUUUAUUAUGAAAAAAAAUAAAACCUCUUUGGCACCUAAAAGCUUGCGAGGUCAUGUAAAAAUCAAUAGGAGCUGUCCAAGUAAAAGUUUCAACUAUUUACUAUUCAACCUAUUGAAAAUUAUGAAUUCAAAGUAUACUCAUUUUUUUUAUGCUUUUAUUAGAUUGUGUUUUUUUAAAUCAUAUUUUUUAAUAAAUAAGGUAACAUUCACAGUUUUUUCAAAAUGUAAGUUUAGUCGAAGUAGAAAAAAACAACCAAAAUUACACACAUCCAAAAUUUGAUUAAUAGGCCUCCCUAUCUGUUGGGUUUUUGUAGACAUUUCUAUAAAGUGGGAUUUUAAGUCAUAAUAUUUCUUAAAACACAUCAUUUUCUCUAAUAAUGCUUUAUUAUGAGCACUGCUCCAGUGUAGGAUGAAAGAGAAAUUACAUUUUUGCCUGUACAUUGAUUCAUUCCUAAUAAAUAGGAAUGAAAAAAACCA